Messenger RNA from Durio zibethinus, 702 nucleotides. Lineage: Eukaryota; Viridiplantae; Streptophyta; Magnoliopsida; Malvales; Malvaceae. The record is from RefSeq and is a predicted model, not a curated record.
AUGGCUUCCUUUUUUUACCAGUAUGGUCACCUACGCCACCGUGUUUUCCAACCCCAGACUAUACCAGAAACCCACCCACCUCCUAGUCUCGACCAGGUUGACUUAACCAUCAGCAUUCGUCUCACAUUCGUUCCCCAUGAUUGCAUAACCAACCAAAUCGGCGACCUCAACAUCAACCGUAUCUUACAACAAGAAACUCUUCGUUUCGAUCUCGACGUUUUGAAAAACCACGACCAGGUUCACCUAACUCUUGGUCCCGCUUUAACAAGACUCGGAGUCAACCCAAUCUCUCGUUUUUCUGUCAAUUUCGCCCAUGAAAUUAUAGAACGUGGACUUGCAUUUGGAAACUUGGCGUCCAACAGAGGGCGUAAAGUCUUGCCUUUACGUGCAGAGUUAUGGGGAACACUUCUGGUACAUGUAAGGGCUAAUUCCAUCAGAAGAGCUUUGACAGAAUGGGCAUCAGAGUUUCAAGCACGAAACUAUGGCAUGGUUCCAGCUAACGAAUCAUCGGUUAAGAAUAUGCUGAAGAAGGUUUGCAUGGAAAUUGGAGACCAAGAUUGCAUGAUAUGUUUAGAGGAACUCAAGGUCGGAUCAGAUGUUUCUCGGAUGCCUUGUUCUCAUACUUUUCAUGGCGAUUGCAUCGAAAAGUGGCUGAAGCAGAGCCAUUAUUGCCCUAUUUGCCGAUUUGAGAUGCUAGCAUAG